AUGUCGUACCACCGUCUUUCUCAUACCAUAUCCUCAAAAGGACAGGAAACCCAAUAUGUUUACUUAAACGAGAUCGAUGAUAAAACUCGUAUUCAAUGCUUUACCACCACACUUCUCAACAUUACCGUUGGUAACUCCGAAAUGUCGAAUUUCGUUGGUCAACAAUUUCACGCCAAUCUUGAAGUACCAAUUUUUGGUCCGUCUUUUCACACUGUACCAAUGACCGUUCCUAUUGUCAUUUCCAAUGAUAAUUGUCCCGAAAAGGUGGAUGUUAACGGAAACCGAGCGAUUGCUGAUGAAGGUGAAUUUACUUUUUAUAACAAACAAACAAAAAAAGUCGAUAAUGCACUUUCAAUGUUAGUGAUCAAUCUAUUCAUCUAUCUUGCAUAUAAAGAGAAUAGACAAAAUGAAAAGGAACCUACCGUAACGUGUGUGGAGGAUGGACAAAAGAUUCAGGAAAUUAAGACCGAGGCCAUACUUGACUUGCGUAAUCACAAGGGUAAAGUUCAGUAUUUGGUAAAGUGGAAGACCAUCGAGUGGCCGGAAUGGAAAGAAGCGAACGAGUGCGAUAUGGAAUUGAGACAAAAAUUUCUUGAUAAAGAAGGGAAUAGUGCCGAAAUGAUAUCAGAAAGCACUUCCAAGGUGAAGAAAGGUGUAUGGGACGACCGUGUGCGAAAAGUCAUAACAAUGGCGCGAGACCCUAACACGGGGGAAGAAUGGAAGCGCCUCAGUUCAUCCAAAUUCGGUGGUGAACGUCAAGUGUCCUCGAGCGGUGCUUCAAUUCUAUGA
Messenger RNA from Acaulospora colombiana, 789 nucleotides. The record is from the annotation of a GenBank genome assembly. NCBI's taxonomy places the organism in Eukaryota, Fungi, Glomeromycota, Glomeromycetes, Diversisporales, Acaulosporaceae.